Canariomyces notabilis is the source of this 1314-nucleotide messenger RNA. RefSeq lists its product as uncharacterized. The record is from RefSeq and is a predicted model, not a curated record. Lineage: Eukaryota; Fungi; Ascomycota; Sordariomycetes; Sordariales; Chaetomiaceae. The transcript has a single exon. Bases 252 to 953 code for a protein of 233 amino acids.
AACCAGGUCCGGCAAGUGUUUCCAAGACCAAGGUUGUGCAGUAUGCAAGGCAAACACCUGCGUUACCACUCACCCACGAUGCGGGACACGGCGGGCACUACUCCACUGCCGUCCCCGUCCCCGUCGCAACCCUUUGGCGUCGGCUCAUGUACUGCGGGGUAGCUACUGGAUGCCCGGGGCACUGAGUGUCGUCGACGUCCUCGGGCUACCCAAGCUAGCGGCCCUCCUGUCGGGUUUCCAGCGUUGGCUUGAUGCUGCUCACUUGCGUAGGCAGAGGCACGAGCCCAUCCACGAUGUGCGGGAGAGAGAUCUGGUGGUACCCGCUGGAAGGAAAGAGCCUGGUGACCGAGGGUAACCGUCCACUGGGGCAGGGGUUUCCCACUGCGACGGGAACCUACAGUGUAUUUACACGUGUACGGUACAUACCAGAUCGCUUUAUCUCGAUUUCUACGGACACGCCCCUCGCCCCUCUCGGCUUUUCCUCGAUGGAUGGCUUCCAGAUCGGGGCAUACGAUUGUCGAUCGCGGGAUCCUGCCCGGGAGGGGCGAGAUCUCGGAAAGCGGGACGAGCCUAUCGUGAGCAACUUGCACGUGAGAGUUGGGGGCGCUUCAUUGAAGUUUCGCCGUGACGCUCACCGUCUAUUGAGCGGUUUAGGAGACAGGCACGCCUUUUGUGGGAUGAGUUGCGUAUCUAGAGACAUUAAAAUUGUGGACUACAGCGCAGCGCUUCCAGGACUGGAUACUACAGAUCAAUCAAUCAUGUGCAUACACGAUACGCCUCAAAUUUACCCAGGAGGGCUGACAACUGGUGUGCCACAUGCUCAGCCAAAUCUUGACCAUCCACUCGGUAACAUCGAGGAGAGCAUUCAAUGGCCUGCGACAGAUCACAAAAGACACAGACUGAGCGGCUUGGAGUCAGAUCGGGAAGGUGUGCUCCUACGUCCCAGAACAUAGCGUAGGAUUUCAUACCGUUUGACGACGUGGAUGUUCUCUGGGGUUCUGUUUGCGUGGCCUGCAUGGCACACAGUGAUGGAAGCAUAAGUAACCAUCUCAAGAAUGGAACAGGGAGGUGUGAUCGGAAAGACGGGGACACUGCAGCAUGGCAGCUUCCCGGGUGCCUGGUGCGUGUCAUACGCGGGCACGACAGAUAUGGCGCAAACACAAGAGCAUCGUGAAGCGAUGGGAAAUGGACAUGGACACUCUAGUUAUCAUGGAGGGUGCGGAUAAUUUGUUUGGCUUGCGCUUCUUAUUUUUAUCACGGCGAGAAUAGCCGGAGAGAUAUCUUACAGUACAGAAGAAGAAGAAACCGAAGAGA